AUGAACCAGGAGGAGACCCAGGACACAGAGGGAGGAGACCAGGAGGAGACCCAGGACACAGAGGGAGGAGACCAGGAGGAGACCCAGGACACAGAGGAGCUGAGACCAGGAGGAGACCCAGGACACAGAGGGAGGAGACCAGGAGGAGACCCAGGACACAGAGGAGCUGAGACCAGGAGGGAGACCCAGGACACAGAGGGAGGAGACCAGGAGGAGACCCAGGACACAGAGGGAGGAGACCAGGAGGAGACCCAGGACACAAAGGGAGGAGACCAGGAGGAGACCCAGGACACAGAGGGAGGAGACCAGGAGGAGACCCAGGACACAGAGGGAGGAGACCAGGAGGAGACCCAGGACACAGAGGGAGGAGACCAGGAGGAGACCCAGGACACAGAGGAGCUGAGACCAGGAGGAGACCCAGGACACAGAGGGAGGAGACCAGGAGGAGACCCAGGACACAGAGGAGCUGAGACCAGGAGGAGACCCAGGACACAGAGAGGGAGGAGACCAGGAGGAGACCCAGGAUACAAAGGGAGGAGACCAGGAGGAGACCCAGGACACAGAGGGAGGAGACCAGGAGGAGACCCAGGAUACAGAGGGAGGAGACCAGGAGGAGACCCAGGACACAGAGGGAGGAGACCAGGAGGAGACCCAGGACACAGAGGGAGGAGACCAGGAGGAGACCCAGGACACAGAGGGAGGAGACCAGGAGGAGACCCAGGACACAGAGGGAGGAGACCAGGAGGAGACCCAGGACACAGAGGGAGGAGACCAGGAGGAGACCCAGGACACAAAGGGAGGAGACCAGGAGGAGACCCAGGACACAGAGGGAGGAGACCAGGAGGAGACCCAGGACACAGAGGGAGGAGACCAGGAGGAGACCCAGGACACAGAGGGAGGAGACCAGGAGGAGACAGAGGGAGGAUACAGAGGGAGGAGACCAGGAGGAGACCCAGGACACAGAGGGAGGAGACCAGGAGGAGACCCGGGACACAGAGGGAGGAGACCAGGAGGAGACCCAGGACACAGAGGGAGGAGACCAGGAGGAGACCCAGGACACAGAGGGAGGAGACCAGGAGGAGACCCAGGACACAGAGGGAGGAGACCAGGAGGAGACCCAGGACACAGAGGGAGGAGACCAGGAGGAGACCCAGGAUACAGAGGGAGGAGACCGGGAGGAGACCCAGGACACAGAGGGAGGAGACCAGGAGGAGACCCAGGACACAGAGGGAGGAGACCAGGAGGAGACCCAGGACACAGAGGGAGGAGACCGGAAGGAGACCCAGGACACAGAGGGAGGAGACCAGGAGGAGACCCAGGACACAGAGGGAGGAGACCAGGAGGAGACCCAGGACACAGAGGGAGGAGACCAGGAGGAGACCCAGGACACAGAGGGAGGAGACCGGGAGGAGACCCAGGACACAGAGGGAGGAGACCAGGAGGAGACCCAGGACACAGAGGGAGGAGACCGGGAGGAGACCCAGGACACAGAGGGAGGAGACCAGGAGGAGACCCAGGACACAGAGGGAGGAGACCAGGAGGAGACCCAGGACACAGAGGGAGGAGACCAGGAGGAGACCCAGGACACAGAGGGAGGAGACCAGGAGGAGACCCAGGACACAAAGGGAGGAGACCAGGAGGAGACCCAGGACACAGAGGGAGGAGACCAGGAGGAGACCCAGGACACAGAGGGAGGAGACCAGGAGGAGACCCAGGACACAGAGGGAGGAGACCAGGAGGAGACAGAGGGAGGAUACAGAGGGAGGAGACCAGGAGGAGACCCAGGACACAGAGGGAGGAGACCAGGAGGAGACCCGGGACACAGAGGGAGGAGACCAGGAGGAGACCCAGGACACAGAGGGAGGAGACCAGGAGGAGACCCAGGACACAGAGGGAGGAGACCAGGAGGAGACCCAGGACACAGAGGGAGGAGACCAGGAGGAGACCCAGGACACAGAGGGAGGAGACCAGGAGGAGACCCAGGAUACAGAGGGAGGAGACCGGGAGGAGACCCAGGACACAGAGGGAGGAGACCAGGAGGAGACCCAGGACACAGAGGGAGGAGACCAGGAGGAGACCCAGGACACAGAGGGAGGAGACCGGAAGGAGACCCAGGACACAGAGGGAGGAGACCAGGAGGAGACCCAGGACACAGAGGGAGGAGACCAGGAGGAGACCCAGGACACAGAGGGAGGAGACCAGGAGGAGACCCAGGACACAGAGGGAGGAGACCGGGAGGAGACCCAGGACACAGAGGGAGGAGACCAGGAGGAGACCCAGGACACAGAGGGAGGAGACCGGGAGGAGACCCAGGACACAGAGGGAGGAGACCAGGAGGAGACCCAGGACACAGAGGGAGGAGACCAGGAGGAGACAGAGGGAGGAGACCAGGAGGAGACCCAGGACACAGAGGGAGGAGACCAGGAGGAGACCCAGGACACAGAGGGAGGAGACCAGGAGGAGACCCAGGACACAGAGGGAGGAGACCAGGAGGAGACCCAGGACACAGAGGGAGGAGACUUUUACAUUAGCCUGACUUUUACAUUAGCCUGA
This is a messenger RNA of Knipowitschia caucasica, 2553 nucleotides long. NCBI's taxonomy places the organism in Eukaryota, Metazoa, Chordata, Actinopteri, Gobiiformes, Gobiidae. The record is from the annotation of a GenBank genome assembly.